AUGACAGUGGCAGAACUCGUUAACCCCGAUCCGCGAUACUGCUUUCCUGCGAGAGUUUCAAUCAAGCACCCGCAACUUAGGGAUCUCAUACAGACAGCGGAUAACAGCUCUGUUUACUAUCCACACAAUCGAUCCAUUAUCAAGCACUAUCUUGAUGCCCCCGGUAAACCCAAAGUAAAGUCACAGCUCGGCUACUCUCCUGUCACGCUGUCCACUGGUUCUGGCCUCUUGGCUAGCGCUGGAAGCUCUGGAGAGAUCACGUUGCAAUCACUCGAUCAGGACAACAGUGGCUUUUUUGAAACCCGCUUUGGUAGUGCGAUCAACAAUCACAUCGCUUUUGCGCCCGAAUCUACAAGUUCUGUGGAACCGCGACUGCUAGUCUGUAACAAUGACAAUCUAGUAAGGAUAUUUAGGGUUGGCAUAAGGACGGAGCAGCCAGAAUUGGAUCUGGUAACCACGUUGAAAUUUAACACUGCCGUUAAUCAGGCUUCUAUUUCCCCUAAUGCACGUAUAUGCGUAGCUGUAGGCGAUACCAACGAAGUCCAUCUCUUUGAUUGUGGCAAUUCGGGGACGUUUCGCAGAGUCAAAACAUUAACGAGCGCUACGGAUGGUGGAUUUUCAACAGCUUGGUCAGCUGAUGGACUAAAAUUUGCUGUGUCAUCUCAAGAUGGGUUGUGCACAGUCUGGGAUAUUAGAAGUAGUAAGCCGCUCGAGAAAUUUUUCACUCGAAAUCAAACACCGUCAAGGGCAGUUAAGUUUACGUCAAACGCUGCCAGUAAGGAGUUAAUGGUAUUUACGGAGAGUACAAACAGUAUUCACGUGGUAGAUGCAAUGACCUUCUCACCUGUGUCACAACAGACAUUGGAUUUACCCUCUGCAGCUUCGUUAUCAACACCACCAUUUUUAUCACCUCGCUCUGAGUCUCCUUUGAACGAUGAGGAGAGUAUAAACUCGCCCGAAUUCUUCUCAACUUUCUUCCCCUCCUCGAAUACAAAUAGCAGAUCACUUCGACAGAUAUUCAAUAACUCAUAUGGCGCCACGCUGAAUAGGUUGUCGCCAAAUCAUUUACCUGGAGAGCAGCGGUAUUGCAGUGAAGUGCAAGUAGCAGGCAUUGCCUUCUCAAUGGAUGGCAGCCGGUUAUAUGCAGCUAGCGAGAACGGGGUGAUGGACUAUGAAAUCAACGGCGCAAAUACUAAGUUAUUUGAAGGAGGGGAAUUCAUGUGA
Wallemia ichthyophaga EXF-994 is the source of this 1224-nucleotide messenger RNA. RefSeq lists its product as uncharacterized. The record is from RefSeq and is a predicted model, not a curated record. The transcript is spliced from 5 exons. NCBI's taxonomy places the organism in Eukaryota, Fungi, Basidiomycota, Wallemiomycetes, Wallemiales, Wallemiaceae. Gene Ontology annotation, molecular function: protein binding. The coding region runs from base 1 to 1224 and encodes 407 amino acids.